GCGGGCCGGGAUGGAGUGAGGGGCGAGCGGCGGACAGAGCGCGGCCCGCGGCCCCCGCCCCUGCCUCGCCCCGCGCGGGUCUAUGCGGCCCCCCGGAGACCAUGGGAUCCAGGAUCAAACAAAACCCAGAAACUACCUUUGAGGUGUAUGCAGAGGUGACCCACUCAGGAAUCAGCUGCCUGGGGAAAGAUCCUGAGGUGCGGAGGCAAUUCCCAGAGGGCUACAGUGACCAGGAAGUUCUACAGACUUUGACCAAGUUUUGUUUCCCCUUCUAUGUGGACAGCCAUGCAGUUAACCAAGUGGGGCAGAACUUUACGUUUGUGCUCACAGACAUUGACAGCAAGCAGAGGUUUGGAUUCUGUCGCUUGUCUUCUGGGGCCAAGAGCUGCUUCUGUAUCUUAAGGUAGGUCUGUGCUGUGG
This is a messenger RNA of Empidonax traillii (willow flycatcher), 420 nucleotides long. RefSeq names its product DENN domain-containing protein 1A-like. Gene Ontology annotation, cellular component: cytosol; clathrin-coated vesicle. NCBI's taxonomy places the organism in Eukaryota, Metazoa, Chordata, Aves, Passeriformes, Tyrannidae. Gene Ontology annotation, molecular function: guanyl-nucleotide exchange factor activity; phosphatidylinositol phosphate binding. Gene Ontology annotation, biological process: endocytosis; endocytic recycling. The record is from RefSeq and is a predicted model, not a curated record. Bases 102 to 407 code for a protein of 101 amino acids. The transcript has 5 exons.